GUGAAUCUGAAAUUUGCUUUCUUCUCACAGAGAACCCUAAAACCAUUUCCGCGGCGGCGUUUCUCGGAAUCAAUGGCGAGUCUCCGAAGAGUCCUGCUCAACGUAACUUCCUAUUGCCAACGUUCUCUCACUCAAUCGUCGUAUUCUACGUCGGGGAUGUUAUCCCGAUCGGUGGUCAAGCAUGCGAACAAUCUCGGUCAAAUUCAAGCUAGACAUUUCACGACAACGCUUAUGAAAUCGGGACCAAAGCAUAGUGGUACAGAGCAAGGCGUGAAGCGAAACAGUGCAGAUCACAGACGUAGAUUGCUCGCGGCUAGAUUUGAACUGAGAAGAAAGCUAUACAAAGCGUUUUGCAAAGAUCCAGAUCUUCCCAGCGAAAUGCGAGACAAGAAUCGUUAUAAGCUCUCGAAAUUGCCGAGAAACAGUGCCUUUGCGAGAAUCAGGAACAGAUGUGUGUUCACUGGUCGAUCUCGUUCUGUGACUGAGCUGUUCCGUGUUUCUCGAAUCGUUUUCCGUGGAUUAGCAUCUAAAGGUGCUUUGAUGGGGAUAACGAAAUCGUCUUGGUAGCUGCAUUAUGUGACUGAUCUAUGGAAGAAGCUGAUUCUGAAGAAAUGGGAGCAAGGAAUACAAAGAACGUUUGUGGUAAAUACAGUUACCAAAGUAGCUGUUUGUAUGAUGGUGGUGGAAACAUUUUGACACCAUCACAAAACUUAGUUUGCUUUUCACUAGUGAUGCUCUCUCUUUGUUUUACGAUCUUGCUCAGCUAUUCUAGCAAUUCUCGUUGAAUAAGUUAUACAAAGUCACAAAUCUUGCUUCUUUUUUAUGAUCUCGAUUUUGUAGUUUAUUGUAGCAAUUGUGGUUGAAUUAAGUAUGUUAUAGACAACUCAUAGAGUCAUAGACUUGGUGUCUGAUGCAUUGUUAAGUAGACGGUUAUAAGCAAGCAGCUUAGGAGCAAUUUAGAUGGGACUUUUAUGCUGAGGAAGUAGG
Arabidopsis thaliana (thale cress) is the source of this 987-nucleotide messenger RNA. It is a transcript of the gene RPS14, whose product is annotated as mitochondrial ribosomal protein S14. Lineage: Eukaryota; Viridiplantae; Streptophyta; Magnoliopsida; Brassicales; Brassicaceae. The coding region runs from base 73 to 567 and encodes 164 amino acids. The transcript is spliced from 2 exons. Gene Ontology annotation, biological process: translation. The record is from RefSeq and is marked reviewed. Gene Ontology annotation, molecular function: structural constituent of ribosome. Gene Ontology annotation, cellular component: ribosome; mitochondrion.